UCGCGAAUUGAUAACAAAUAAGCUGUCGCAUCCGAGACGCAGAGACUCGCGUAUAAAUAUGACAGCUACAUCGCACUUCGAUCAUUUCUGAUUUUGAGCUUGCAACAUGAAGUUCUAUGCGCUCUUCGUUUUCGCACUAGCCAUGCUGGCUAUGGCAUUUGCCAUUCCUAAUCCGGAGCCUCGCCCAAUUCCUGAGCCAUAUCCUGGUGGUGGUGGCGGAGGCGGAGGAGGUGGAGGAGGCGGCGGCGGUGGCGGUGGAGGUGGUGGUGGUAAAUAAGCCGGUUUGAGAUGAGCUGUCUAUAAUUAUUUUGGGAAAUCGAUUGUAUUACUGUAAUAAUAUAAAACAAAACGCAUAAUAAAUACAUACUACAUACAUAUAUGUAUACACAAAAAAAGAA
Messenger RNA from Zeugodacus cucurbitae (melon fly), 398 nucleotides. Its product is annotated as glycine-rich selenoprotein-like. NCBI's taxonomy places the organism in Eukaryota, Metazoa, Arthropoda, Insecta, Diptera, Tephritidae. The coding region runs from base 107 to 277 and encodes 56 amino acids. The record is from RefSeq and is a predicted model, not a curated record. The transcript is spliced from 2 exons.